This is a messenger RNA of Closterium sp. Naga37s-1, 6918 nucleotides long. NCBI's taxonomy places the organism in Eukaryota, Viridiplantae, Streptophyta, Zygnematophyceae, Desmidiales, Closteriaceae. The record is from the annotation of a GenBank genome assembly.
AUGUUUGUUGAUACAACGCUUCAUCCCAUCAUCACCAUGACAACCAUCCACGGGUCCCCUCCAUCCACCACCCAAAUUGGCGGGCACGCACACCCACCGCAAUUGGCACGGGAGAUACAGGCCGCGAAUCUUUCCCGCAGCGGGGACAGGACGGGGGAAGGGGAGAGAGGGGGGCUGAGAGGCAGCUCUCUCGGGACUUCGCCAGGGGGAGCGCGGGGGAAGCGGGGUGCGGGGAUAGAGAGGAGGGCGAAAGGCGAUGCCUCUCCAGUAGCCCCCCCCGGGACGAUCGGAGGAGAAAUGUGCGCCGGCGGAAGUCCUGGGAGGACGGGCGGGGAGACUGGGAGGGGGACCGAGGGGGAAGGGGGCGAGGAGACCAUGUGGCAUGGGGGAGGGGGGCUGGGGAGCGGGGCGGUGAGGGGUUUGAGGGGAUGGGAGGCGGUGGUGGUGGGAGAGGUGACAGGGGAAGGGUUGAUAAUAGCGGGAGUGGAGGAAGAGGUGAUUAUAUGGGGAGGGGCGGAAGAGGUGAUCAUAGCGGGACGGGGGGAAGAGGUGAUCAUAGCGGGACGGGGGGAAGAGGUGAUCAUAGCUGGACGGGGGGAAGAGGUGAUCAUAGCGGGACGGGGGGAAGAGGUGAUCAUAGCGGGACGGGGGGAAGAGGUGAUCAUAGCGGGACGGGGGGAAGAGGUGAUCAUAGCGGGACGGGGGGAAGAGGUGAUCAUAGCGGGACGGGGGGAAGAGGUGAUCAUAGCGGGACGGGGGGAAGAGGUGACAAUCUGGGGAGGGGCGGAACGGUUGAGAAUAGUGGGAGGGGCGAGGGGCACGGGGGCUGGGGAGGCGGAAGCAGGGGCAUGCCUGGCGGCGUCCGCGGAAGAGGAGGCGCUGCCCACAGCGGCGGGCGCAGCAGCGGGCGCAGCGGCAGCAGCCGAAGCUCCGCGCACAACGCUGGCAGCAGCGGCGGCGGCGGCGGCAGCGGCGGUGGCGGGGGAGGGGGCGGUGCGUUACUACGGCGAGGGCCGGUAUGGGAGGGGCAGGCAAGGCGGAGGUGCGGACGGGAGUCUGUCCUUUGCUGGUGCUGCUGCUGCUGCUGCUGCUGCUAGUGAUGGUGGCAGGGUCAGGGGCCGGGCCGGAGGUGUCGAUCCAUCCGCCCGCACCGCUGCUGCUGAUUGUUCCGCUCUGACCCGGCUGCAUGAGGAGCGGUUCUUUUCGAGACCCGAGGCGUACUUUAUGGAGGAUGAGUAUGGCGCUGUAGCGGCGAGAGAGGGCUGGAGGCAUAGGGAUGACAGGGAGACGGAACAGGGGAGGAGGGGAUAUGACGAGAAGUUGAGUGGAGCAGGGCGUGAGAGGAAGCUGAGUGAAGGAAGGGAGCAGAAGGAGCAGAGAGGGGUGAGGCAGAGGGGUGGUGAUGGUAGUGCUGGUGGUGGUGGUGCAGUGGGGGGCCGCAGGGAUGAGAAUGGUGCUGAGAGGAUGGAGGAUGGAGAAAGAGAGGUGGAUGAGGUGGUGGGGGAGGGGGGAACGGGUGGAGGGAAGAGUGAGGGAGGGGAAGAAGGCGGGGAGGAAGCAGGAGAUAAAGCACGCUCACCGCACACCACCUCACCGCACACCACCACGCCGCAGACGGACGUGCCGCACACCACCGUGGUUGCAGACCCGGCACCGGCACUCCCCUCUGCUGCUGCUCCUCCCCUUCCCCCCCGCAAGCUCAUCCCUGUGCGCAUCCGCUCUCCCUUACCUGACUUAAGUGAACGAUUGGACUACACCGUCUGCCCACCCCCACGAGCAGCACUGCCGCACACAAGACGAGCCGGUAGCAAGAGCAGGAGCAGGGGCAGGGGCAGGAGCAGGGGCAGCUCAGGAAGGUAUGGAGAGAAGGAUGACGAAGAAGAUCUGGAGGAAGAAGACUGGGACGAAGAGGGAGAGGGAGAGGAGGAGGAGGAGGAGGAGGAGGAGGAGGAGGAGGAGGAGGAGGAGGAGGAGGAGGAGGAGGAGGAGGAGGAGGAGGAGGAGGAGGAGGAGGAGGAGGAAGAGGAGGAGGCGGCGGCGAGGGAGAGGGUGAGAGUGAUCCAGCAGGGGCUGGUGCGGAAGCUGCAGCGGUUUGCGAGCGAGGGCGUGUUCACUAACGAAACGAGCCCAAGCCAUUUGUGGAGAAGGGCACGUCAAGACCCGGAGGUGGUGCAGUGGAUGAAGGAGCGUGCGCCCGGGUGCGGGCUCGGGCACGUGCCGGGUGUGCCUGUGGGCAUGCGGUUUCGGUGGCGGGAGGAGAUGCAGGUGCUGGGCGUGAAUUGCAGAUUCAAAUACAAGGUGGGCUGGGUGGUUCGGAACAGCUGGGCUUUGAGGUGGGGCGGGGGAGCAAAAGGGAGAGGGGUAGGGGCAGGUGGGAGAGGGGUAGGGUGUAGAGGUGGGAAAGGAGUGCCUGUGGCGACGUGCGUUGUGCAUAAGGUGGAAAGGGGUCGUGGUGGUGGUUGUGGUAAUGGCGUUUUCGGGGGCGUGCAGGGAUGGGGUAAGGGAUUGAAGGAGCAGCUGCAGAGCCAGCAGAAGCAGAGACAGCAGAAGCAGAGCGCGAGUAAGAGCAAGGGAAGGAAGCGCAAGUCACGAGAGGAAGAUGAGGAUGAGGGGGAUGGGAGCGAGGACGCAGAGGACGAGAAGAAGGAUUGCGACGACAGGGAAGAGCAUGCGAACUCUGCUGCUGCUGCUGCUGCUGCUGUGUAUGGUGCGCUAUGGAUCAAGAUUCCCGGGACUAGCUGGGAUGUAAAGGACUGCGAGAAAGCAGAGGAAGUGAAGUGUAACUUCAUGUAUGCGGGCCUGUACCACGUGGCGAGAGUGGAGCUGGGCAAGGCUGACAAGGGCAAGGUUGGCAAGGGCAAGGCUGGCAAGGGCAAGGUUGGCAAGGGCAAGGUUGGCAAGGGCAAGGUUGGCAAGGGCAAGGUUGGCAAGGGCAAGGUUGGCAAGGGCAAGGUUGGCAAGGGCAAGGCUGGCAAGGGCAAGGUUGGCAAGGGCAAGGUUGGCAAGGGCAAGGUUGGCAAGGGCAAGGUUGGCAAGGGCAAGGUUGGCAAGGGCAAGGUUGGCAAGGGCAAGGUUGGCAAGGGCAAGGUUGGCAAGGGCAAGGUUGGCAAGGGCAAGGUUGGCAAGGGCAAGGUUGGCAAGGGCAAGGUUGGCAAGGGUAAGGUUGGCAAGGGCAAGGUUGGCAAGGGCAAGGUUGGCAAGGGCAAGGUUGGCAAGGGCAAGGUUGGCAAGGGCAAGGUUGGCAAGGGCAAGGUUGGCAAGGGCAAGGUUGGCAAGGGCAAGGUUGGCAAGGGCAAGGUUGGCAAGGGCAAGGUUGGCAAGGGCAAGGUUGGCAAGGGCAAGGUUGGCAAGGGCAAGGUUGGCAAGGGCAAGGUUGGCAAGGGCAAGGUUGGCAAGGGCAAGGUUGGCAAGGGCAAGGUUGGCAAGGGCAAGGUUGGCAAGGGCAAGGUUGGCAAGGGCAAGGUUGGCAAGGGCAAGGUUGGCAAGGGCAAGGUUGGCAAGGGCAAGGGCAAGGGCAAGGUUGGCAAGGGCAAGGUUGGCAAGGGCAAGGUUGGCAAGGGCAAGGUUGGCAAGGGCAAGGUUGGCAAGGGCAAGGUUGGCAAGGGCAAGGUUGGCAAGGGCAAGGUUGGCAAGGGCAAGGUUGGCAAGGGCAAGGUUGGCAAGGGCAAGGUUGGCAAGGGCAAGGUUGGCAAGGGCAAGGUUGGCAAGGGCAAGGUUGGCAAGGGCAAGGUUGGCAAGGGUGAACGUGAACCUGCUUCUGGGUCGACUCGAAAGCGAGGGGACGCGGGCAAGGUUGACAAGGGUGCAACUGCUUCUGAGUCGACUCAAAAGCGAGGGGAGGCGGGCAAGGACGACAAGGAUGACAAGGAUGACAAGGAUGUCAAGGUACCGGAGCCAGAGAUCCGAUACCUGCUGCUGCGGCUGCCUGGUCAGGGAGGUGAUGCGGGUGCGGCAGGUGGUGGUGACGAGGGGGAUGAGGAGGAGGAAGAAGAAGAGGAUGAGGAUGGGGAGAGGCAGGAGGAGGGUGAGGAGGGGUGUGACAGUGGAGAGGAGGAAGAGGAGAAAGACAGUGAGAGUGAGGUGCAGAGGGGGAAGAAGCGGCAUUGGGGAAAAGGAGGAGGAGAGAGAGGAGGAGCAGCAGCAGCGCAAGCAACACCUGGCGACGAUGUGGGGAAUGUGGUGUGGGUGGAAGAGGAGGAGGAAGAAGAGAAAAGGUCGUGGAUGGUGGUGGGGUGCGAUGGGCGGGUGCACUGUGCUGUGAGCCGGCAGGUGGUGGAGAAGGUGAAGGAGGGCGAGGACGGCAGGUCCCUGCUUAACAUGGCUUGUCAGCUGAGGGUGGCCGUGCACGAAGGGAUGGCGCGGAGCGGAGGGGCGGGGGAGAGGGGAGGGAAGGGCGGGAGUAGAGGGAAAAGGGGGAGAGGAGGGAACGGGGGGAGUGGAGGGAACGGGGUGAGAGGAGGGAACGGGGAUGAGGGAAGAGGGAAGGGCAUUGGGGGAGAGUGUGGUGCGAGGAGGGGAGGAGCUGGGGUGAUAGGCAGUGGAAGACGGGAGCGGGCGGGUGGACAGGGGAGGGCGGGGUGGCAAGAGGAGGGAGGAGCGGGGGAGAUGGGUGUUGGUGGUGGUGAUUGGGAUGGUGCAGCUGUUGGGGGUGCGAGGGGUGGGGGGAGUGGAGUGGGUGGUGGUAGUGGGAUUGGGGCAGGAAAUGAGUCAGGGGGAGGAGCGUUGGGAGAGGAUGGGAUGAAGAGCGGCAUGCAUUGGCGGGGUACGCAGGGAGAGGAGGGAGAGAAGAGCAAUGAGAGAGCAGAAGGAUUGGAGAAUAAGGAGUUAGACGGAGCAGAGGGCGACGAGGAAGUUAAGAAAACUGAUCAACUGGAAGAUGAUGGGGAGGAAGAAGGCAGCAGUGACUGCAAUGGGGAAAGCAGUGAGAGUGAGAGUGAGAGUGAGAAUGAGAGUGAGAGUGAGAGUGAGGAGGAGCUUUUGGGGACAACGAGGAGAGCAAAGGGUGCAAAGGGUUUGGAGUUGGUACCCAAGGACGACGCUGCAGGACUGGGAGAUGAUGCCGCCGCCGCUGUUGCUGCUGCUGCUGCUGCCAUACCCUUGCCAGGGCCGUCCAAUGCUGGUAGCAUUGUUGUGUCGGGGCUAGCUUUUCCUGAUGAGGACGAGGAGGAGGAAGAGGAGGAAGAAGAGGAGGAAGAGGAGGAGGAGGAGGAGGAGGAGGAGGAGGAGGAGGAGGAGGAGGAGGAGGAGGAGGAGGAGGAGGAGGAGGAGGAGGAGGAGGAGGAAAAGAAAGAAGAGGAGGAGGAAGGGGAGGAGGACCAAGAGGAAGAGGAAGAGGAAGAGGAAGAGGAAGAGGCAGAGGCAGAGGUGGUUAUGUCAAGUUCAAAGAGUAAGAAGGGUCACAAGAAACAAGGAGGGAGCAGUGAAGAGGAGGAAAAUGUGCAGGAGAAGAAAAAGAAGCAUAGAAAGAAGGUGCAGACUAAGGAGCAGGAGGAGGAGGAGGAGGAGGAGGAGGAGGAGGAGGAGGAGGAGGAGGAGGAGGAGGAGGAGGAGGAGGAGGAGGAGGAGGAGGAGGAGGAGGAGGAAGAGGAGGAGGAGGAGGAGGAGGAGGAGGAGGAGGAAACGAAAGAAGGGGAGGAGGAAAAGAUGGAAGGGGAGGAGGAAAAUCAGGAAGAGGAAGAAACUGGGAGUCAGAAGCUCUGUAAUGAUGAGGUGCGGAGAAGUGGCAAGGGGUUGGAGGAGGCACGGACCAGGAAGAAGGAGGCGAAGAGGGUGAGGAGAGAAAAGGACAGAAAGAAGGGGGUGGUACAGGCAGGAGAGGGUGUUGUUGCGAGUGGGGAGGAGAAUGCUGUAGGAGGCAAGGGACAUGUGGAGGUGGUGGUGGUAGGGAAGAGAAGCAAGAAGGGAUUGAAGAGUUUGAGUGAGGAAGGAGUGUGUGAUGCUGCUGCUGUGAAGCCGACUAGAGGGGGGGAGGGGCCGCUGGAGGGGGAAAGGAGAAGGAAGAGAAGGAAGGUGAAAGAGCAGAUGGAUGAGGGAGAAGAUAACGUGGGAGUAGCUAGGGUUGGUGGUAGCAGUGACUUGCAGGAUGGGGCGAGGGUGAGAGAUGCGGGUACAGGGAAGAAGAGAAGAGGGCAAGUGUUGGGGGAGUGUGAUGGGAGAAGAGAAGGCAGUGGGGGUGGAGGAGAGGAGCGGGUGGAUGUUGAAGGGGAGGGGCUUCAGGAGGGGAAGGGCGAGGCGAUGAAAGCAAAGAGAGGGGUGGCACAAGGGCAGAGGGUGGCACAAGGGCAGAGGGUGGCACAAGGGCAGAGGGUGGCACAAGGGCAGAGGGUGGCACAAGGGCAGAGGGUGGCACAAGGGCAGAGGGUGGCACAAGGGCAGAGGGUGGCACAAGGGCAGAGGGUGGCACAAGGGCAGAGGGUGGCACAAGGGCAGAGGGUGGCACAAGGGCAGAGGGUGGCACAAGGGCAGAGGGUGGCACAAGGGCAGAGGGUGGCACAAGGGCAGAGGGUGGCACAAGGGCAGAGGGUGGCACAAGGGCAGAGGGUGGCACAAGGGCAGAGGGUGGCACAAGGGCAGAGGGUGGCACAAGGGCAGAGGGUGGCACAAGGGCAGAGGGUGGCACAAGGGCAGAGGGUGGCACAAGGGCAGAGGGUGGCACAAGGGCAGAGGGUGGCACAAGGGCAGAGGGUGGCACAAGGGCAGAGGGUGGCACAAGGGCAGAGGGUGGCACAAGGGCAGAGGGUGGCACAAGGGCAGAGGGUGGCACAAGGGCAGAGGGUGGCACAAGGGCAGAGGGUGGCACAAGGGCAGAGGGUGGCACAAGGGCAGAGGGUGGCACAAGGGCAGAGGGUGGCACAAGGGCAGAGGGUGGCACAAGGGCAGAGCCCGUUGGAAGCAGAGGAGAUGAUAUGGGAGAGCUAA